UAUUGAAAAUCUAAAAAAGAAUGGUUUUUCCAAAUCACCGACCAUUAGUGCCAAAAGAAAUGAAGUGCUUUAUCGGGAAGACUUAAAAACUGGUUUUGGCUAUGCCUUGACUGGAAUUGCGGUCACUCUCGCGCUUACUGGAGCUGUUUUUGUGAUCGGGAAACAAUUAUUAAAUGCUCUCACCGGUUUUUAUGAAGAGAGUUUGCAAGAGACCAUUGAACAAAAAACUGGGGAGUUUAAAAGCCUUUUCGCCAAGCAGAUGGCUUAUGGACAGCAAACUCAACAAGCCUUAGUGGCGAUUGCCUUAGGAAUCUUCCUAUUACUCUUAAUUGCUUAUUUUUGA
Funneliformis geosporum is the source of this 343-nucleotide messenger RNA. The record is from the annotation of a GenBank genome assembly. NCBI's taxonomy places the organism in Eukaryota, Fungi, Glomeromycota, Glomeromycetes, Glomerales, Glomeraceae.